Messenger RNA from Amphiprion ocellaris (clown anemonefish), 1881 nucleotides. RefSeq names its product NK2 homeobox 4b (gene nkx2.4b). Gene Ontology annotation, biological process: regulation of transcription by RNA polymerase II; cell differentiation. NCBI's taxonomy places the organism in Eukaryota, Metazoa, Chordata, Actinopteri, Pomacentridae. Gene Ontology annotation, cellular component: nucleus. Gene Ontology annotation, molecular function: DNA-binding transcription factor activity, RNA polymerase II-specific; RNA polymerase II cis-regulatory region sequence-specific DNA binding. Bases 128 to 1282 code for a protein of 384 amino acids. The record is from RefSeq and is a predicted model, not a curated record. The transcript is spliced from 2 exons.
AUCAGCUGGACUUCUUCCCAGCGACACACCAGAAGCAAGAAGCCGGAGGGAGGGAGGGGGACGCAGGCAGAGACAGCACACCCAGCCAGAGGCAGAGCGGACCGGAGGGCACGGGGGUGGCCGCACCAUGUCCUUGAGCCCAAAGCACUCCACUCCCUUCUCAGUCACAGACAUCUUGAGCCCCAUGGAGGACAGCUACCGCAGGUUCGGAGGGAUGGAGCCCGCGGCGGGGAGCCUCGGAUCCCCGCUGGGCGCCUACCGGCAGCCGCAGGUCUCCCAGCCCGGUAUGCAGCAUCAUCAGCAGCAGCAGCAGCAUCAGCAGCAGCCGCCUCACCUCCACCACCAUCACCACCACCACCAUCAUCACCACCUGUCCUCCUCUUCAUCCUCCUCCUCCUCCUCUUCCUCAGCCUCGGCCACCGCAGCAGCCGCCGCUCUGGGACCCGGCGGGCCCUACCACGUGUCCCACGGGGUGCCGCAGUUCUCCGGGGCCGUCAGCGGGUUCUGCAACGGCGGGAUCGGGAACGUGGGAGACCUGCCGUCCUACCAGGAGACGGUGAGGGGCGGAGGGGCGGCGGCGGCGUGGUACAGCAACCCGGAGCCCCGGUACCCGACAAUUUCCAGAUUCAUGGGCCCCUCCGCCGGUAUGAACGUGCCCGGGAUGGUGGGCAGCCUGGCCGGGAUGGACUCCACCGCCAAGUCCAUGGUGACGCUUCACGCCGCGCCGCGGAGGAAGCGACGGGUUCUCUUCUCGCAGGCGCAGGUGUACGAGCUGGAGCGGCGCUUCAAGCAGCAGAAGUACCUGUCCGCCCCGGAGAGGGAGCACCUGGCCGGGCUCAUCCACCUCACCCCGAACCAGGUCAAGAUCUGGUUCCAGAACCACCGGUACAAGCUGAAGCGGCAGGCCAAGGACAAGGCCGCGCAGCAGCUGCAGCAGGACGGUAGCGGCAGCGGUGGCGGAGGCGGCGGCCUGUGCGCAACAACUCGCCGGUCUUCCUCUGUGUCGCCGGUGCUCUCCAAGAACGGUAAAAGCUGCCGGACCGAUUCCAGCAGCUCCAACCAUAACGGCAACCGACAGAGCAGCUCGGGUGAGGCCAUGACGGAGACUCCGCAGCAGCAGCAGGUGAACCAGCUGUCGUCCACGGAGGAGCUGGAGGAUUUGUCCCCCAGUCCGCCGCUCGGACUGCACGGUCAGAUCAACAUGACGCAGACGGACGCGGCGCUCAUUGAGUACACCAACAGCAUGAUCGGCUCCAAUUUACUGUAUGGGAGAACUUGGUAGGGAUGCCGAGCGGAGGGGAGCGGGAUCCGGCCUGCGGGGCAUCUGUCCCGGGAUGGAUGCUUUUUUUGUUUUUGGAGAACCGGCUGCUGGACAAAAACAAGCACCACAUUUUUUCCUCUUUCCGUGCGUAAAGUUCUGGUUCCUUUACGCACACAGGGACUUAAAAGACACUCGGUGGUUUUGAGCAAUACGGUGCAAAAAUAAACUGUAUAUUAGAGCCUCGAACAUGGACUGAAUGUUGAUGAUAAUGUAUUUUCUCCCGCUUCUAAACGAAAUAUUUGUUAGUCUUUUUUUGUUUUUGUUUUUUUGUAAAUGACAGAUGUGAUUGCUGCUGCUGUUAAGAUCAUGAAACAAAACCACAAAAAUCUAAUUUAAGGAGUUUCAGGAUGAGGCACGUUCCCCGUGCUUCCUUUUCACAUACACUACAAAUUAAAUUAUUACAGGUUUAACAAAGUCUGAAACACAAACACAAUCUGUCUACAGCUCGGAGGUCAACGGAAUGACAGGUAUUUUCAUUGGAAGAAAGUCAUUAAAAAUCCUUUGUUACAGCCGAUUUUAAUUUGUUUCCAGUAUUGAAUAAAUGAUAUUUUCAUUUUGGA